GCCCUCAGAGUCCAUUUAGUUUCAAGUCCUCCAUUUUACAGAAAACUGAAGGGAGGGAGGGAGGGAGGGAGGGAGGGAGGGAGGGAAGGAAGGAAGGAAGGAAGGAAGGAAGGAAGGAAGGAAGGAAGGAAGGAAGGAAGGAAGGAAGGAAGGAAGGAGGAAGCAAGUAAGGAGAAUUGGAAGGAGGGAAGGAGAGAGCGUACGAAAAAGGGAGAAAGGAAAGAAAGACGGAGGGAAGAAAGGCGAGGAAGAAGAAAGGAGAGAAAGAGGGAAGGAAGAAGAAACGGAAGAAGAGAAAAAGGGAGGGAGGGAAGGAAAGGGGAGGAGGAAGGAAAGGCGUAAUGGAGGGAAGGAGAGGAGAGGGGGGAAUAAGGAAGGAAACAAGCAUGCACUAAUGGCCUGUUACAUGUUAUUAGCGCCGGGUGGUAAUGGCCAGCACCAGCAUAGGAGUCUUUAAGCCAGCUGGCUACUAGCCAAGUCUUUUUCUCUUUUCCCUGUCCCCCGCCCGUUGGACUCGAGGCCAGGACCAUCCACGCCCUCUCCCAGUCUUCAGUUUCUUAUGGCUGAGGCGUUUGGUCCUUUUCGGCCCCCGUAGCUGUCACUGCAGGAAGGUCUGUCCCGCCUCGGACGCCGUAACGAGACGCACUUCCGGCGUCGGAAGAGACCUUAGGAGAGCUGGGAGCGCGAUGGGUCAAAGUCAGAGUGGUGGACAUGGUCCUGGAGGUGGCAAGAAGGAUGACAAGGACAAGAAAAAGAAAUAUGAACCUCCAGUUCCAACUAGGGUAGGAAAAAAGAAGAAGAAAACAAAGGGACCAGAUGCUGCCAGCAAAUUGCCACUGGUAACACCUCAUACUCAGUGCAGGCUAAAAUUGUUGAAAUUGGAGAGAAUUAAAGAUUAUCUUCUCAUGGAAGAAGAGUUCAUCCGAAAUCAAGAACAAAUGAAACCAUUGGAAGAAAAGCAAGAAGAAGAAAGAUCAAAGGUGGAUGAUCUGAGAGGAACCCCAAUGUCUGUAGGGACCUUGGAGGAAAUCAUUGAUGAUAAUCAUGCCAUUGUGUCAACCUCAGUAGGAUCAGAACAUUAUGUCAGCAUUCUGUCAUUUGUAGACAAGGAUCUACUAGAACCAGGAUGUUCGGUCCUCCUUAACCAUAAGGUUCAUGCUGUGAUAGGAGUUCUGAUGGAUGACACAGAUCCCCUUGUUACAGUGAUGAAAGUAGAGAAGGCCCCACAGGAGACGUAUGCUGAUAUUGGUGGAUUGGAUAACCAGAUUCAGGAGAUUAAGGAAUCUGUGGAGCUUCCCCUCACUCAUCCUGAGUAUUAUGAGGAGAUGGGAAUUAAACCACCUAAAGGAGUCAUUCUCUAUGGCCCACCUGGCACAGGUAAAACUUUGUUAGCCAAAGCUGUAGCAAACCAAACCUCAGCGACCUUCCUCAGAGUUGUUGGUUCUGAGCUUAUCCAGAAGUAUUUAGGAGAUGGGCCCAAACUUGUUCGAGAAUUGUUCCGAGUAGCUGAGGAACAUGCUCCAUCGAUUGUCUUCAUUGAUGAAAUUGAUGCCAUUGGAACCAAAAGGUAUGAUUCAAAUUCAGGUGGAGAAAGAGAAAUUCAGCGAACAAUGUUGGAAUUGUUGAAUCAGUUGGAUGGGUUUGACUCUAGAGGAGAUGUGAAAGUGAUUAUGGCCACAAACCGAAUAGAAACUUUGGAUCCAGCACUGAUCAGACCAGGACGUAUUGACCGGAAGAUUGAGUUCCCUCUGCCAGAUGAAAAGACCAAGAAGCGCAUCUUUCAGAUUCAUACAAGCAGAAUGACUUUGGCCGAUGAUGUAACUUUAGAUGAUUUGAUCAUGGCUAAAGAUGACUUGUCUGGAGCAGAUAUCAAGGCAAUUUGUACAGAAGCUGGUCUCAUGGCCCUGAGAGAACGUCGAAUGAAAGUAACAAAUGAAGAUUUCAAAAAAUCUAAAGAAAAUGUACUUUAUAAGAAACAAGAAGGCACCCCUGAGGGCCUCUAUCUCUAAGUGAACUGUGCUGCCUUCAUGAGAGUUGUUGGGAACUUUGCAGGCCUCUGAAAUAAUAACACUGGGAGUGUUGGGGUCUACGUGCUCCUGGAGGCCUUUAUGAGCAAGGGUGGGGGUUUUUUAUAUAUUACUCAGAUAUGAUGUGUGGGGUACCCUCUGGACUGUGUUGGUCUUUUGUUCACUGCUACACCGUAUUCCACAAUAAAACAUUCUCUUUCUGAAGGCA
Monodelphis domestica (gray short-tailed opossum) is the source of this 2235-nucleotide messenger RNA. RefSeq names its product proteasome 26S subunit, ATPase 1 (gene PSMC1). NCBI's taxonomy places the organism in Eukaryota, Metazoa, Chordata, Mammalia, Didelphimorphia, Didelphidae. Gene Ontology annotation, molecular function: ATP binding; ATP hydrolysis activity. The record is from RefSeq and is a predicted model, not a curated record.